ACAGACAGCCAAGCCAUUAGUUUCUGGAUCUUCAGCAGAGGCUUUGCUGCUCCCGAAAGACCUCGAAGACCUCCGUAGCCUCCUUCUUUCCCGCUUAGGUGUCCCGGGGCAGUGGUCGGGGCAGAGAUGGCCAGCGGGGGUUUGCAGAUGCUGGGCUUCAUCCUGGCCUUCAUCGGCUGGAUCGGCAUCGUGGUGAGCACGGCCAUGCCGCAGUGGAAGAUCUCCUCCUAUGCCGGUGACAACAUUGUGACCGCCCAGGCCAUCUACGAGGGCCUCUGGAUGUCCUGCGUCACCCAGAGCACCGGGCAGAUGCAGUGCAAGGUCUACGACUCGCUGCUCAAGUUGGCAGGUAAGCCGCGCCCUGGACGGGUUUACGUGGCCCGAAUCGCCUGGCGUCUCGGGCUGGAAGAGGAGGGCGAGCCUCUGAGGUGCCCCGGGCUCCUUACGCUUUCUCAUGAUGGUGAGUCCUUGACGAAGGUCCACCUUAGCUACUCCGGAGCCCUUUUGAGCAGAAACUGA
This is a messenger RNA of Pogona vitticeps (central bearded dragon), 519 nucleotides long. Lineage: Eukaryota; Metazoa; Chordata; Lepidosauria; Squamata; Agamidae. The record is from RefSeq and is a predicted model, not a curated record.